CUUAUCAACUUUUCAGGUUCUUUUCUCAAAAUUUUUCUCACGUGGAGAAAAAGCUUCGUGUUUUGAAAACUUUUAUUCAUCAUUUUCGAAGUUGAAGAUAGAUUUUCACUUCGUCGUAAUCUUCAGUUGUUCGUAUUCGUUCCCUUUACUUCAAAAUGCCAAAAAAGAAGAAAUUCAUCGAUAAAAAGAAAGCGGUUACAUUUCACUUGGUACAUCGUAGUCAGCACGAUCCCUUAGUUGUUGAUGAGAAUGCUCCGCAACACGUCUUAGUCGCAGCUGCGCCUUCCAGUAAAAUAAACAAAGAUAUUGAAGAAGAACACAAAUAUGGAAUAUAUUUCGACGACGAUUACGAUUACUUGCAACAUAUGCGAGAUUCAAAUAAAGCUCAAGUGGAAUGGGUUCAAGCUCCCAGUACAUCUAAAAAUGAGAAGCAAAAACUCAAUUUACCAUCGUCUGUAUUCGCUAGUGAAGUCGAAGAAGAAGUUGGUCUUUUGAAUAAAGCUGCUCCUCAGUCAGGACUGAGGUUGGAUUUGGAUCCUGAUAUAGUUGCAGCUAUGGAUGAAGAUUUCAAUUACUCCGAUCCGGAGAAUGAACUCGAAGAUAAUUUUAUAGAGUUAGCGAAUCAACCAGGAUCCGGAUCAGAGCCACAAUCUGGAGACGAGUACGAAGAAGGAUCCGAAUUCGAAUACGACGACGAUGAUUCAAACUACUCAGAUGAGCAAUACGAUGAUUUCGCAAGUUUAAACGAAGAUGCUAAAUCGACGAAAUCAAGAUUUACCGAAUAUUCGAUGACUAGUUCAGUAAUAUCUCGAAAUAGUAACCUAACUUUGCUCGAUGAAACUUUCGAACAGAUGUACGCUGGCUACGAUGAUAUGGAAAUAGGUGCUUUAGACUGCGACGAUAUCGAAGGAGAAUUAGACAUGAAUUCUCAUCUAUUCCAAAUGGCAGCUAAUGAAUUCGAAAAAGAAAGAAAAAAAGAGAAACUAACCACUGACGAUGUUCACCAAUACAUAAUGGACUCCGACGAAGAAGAAAACCCAGAUCAAGGAUACUUGCACGAGAUAAAAGAAAAAGAGAAAUGGGAUUGCGAAUCAAUUCUGUCCACGUAUUCGAAUAUUUAUAAUCAUCCCAAGCUCAUAAAAGAAGAACCGAGUAACAAGAUCCGUGUCAAUAAUAAAACUGGAAUACCUAUGGAAACAGGCAAACUUACCAAAAAAGCGUUAGCUCAGCUCGAUGAUUCGACGGUGUCGAAAGGUCCUAGUUCCGUAUUAUCUACUUUAUCUAUGUUAUCGAUCAGGGAUAAAAAUGAAUCUUUGGAGGAGAAAAAGAAACGAAAACAAGAACUGAAGGAAUACAGAAAGAUACGACGAAUGGAAAGAAAAGCCAAUACUCAAGCUUUCAAAGACGAACAGAAACGAUUAGAGAAAACAAUCGCCUAUAAUAAUUUGAAUCAUCAAGGAUUAAAAUUGUAAACACUUGGCUAGGGAUAUCGAUGUAACUUGAAACCGUUUUAUUUGAGAAUAAAUUUUUUUACACGUUGCUUUAAAAAA
Molecule: messenger RNA, 1550 nt
Organism: Planococcus citri (citrus mealybug)
Lineage: Eukaryota; Metazoa; Arthropoda; Insecta; Hemiptera; Pseudococcidae
Gene: LTV1
Product: LTV1 ribosome biogenesis factor
Exons: 10
Coding region: 156-1472 (438 amino acids)
Biological process (GO): ribosomal small subunit export from nucleus; ribosomal small subunit biogenesis
Cellular component (GO): cytosol; nucleus; preribosome, small subunit precursor
Source: RefSeq, a predicted model, not a curated record